GUUGCAUCGGCCUGCGUUAAUUCUCCCACAUUAGAUUAACAAUGGCGAUGCGUCGGCCUAUGUUAUUGCUAGUGCUUGUGCUCAUAGCCUUCUCUCACUUUUCGAUGCUCACAACCUCGAAAAACAAUAAUAAGGUCCCAAAACCCAAAAAGACAAAGCCCAAAUUUCUAAAACCAAACAAUCCUAAUCCCGCCUUUGAGCGUUUUACUGUAGAGAUCCAUAACGACUUGCGUAUGUUCAUAUUGGAUGCCCACUGCUCCUCGAAAGAUGAUGAUUUAGGGUUACAUAUAUUGUUCCCAGAUGAGGAACAAGAUUGGUCAUUUCAUGAUAAUUGGUUAGGCACUACCGAAUUUCAUUGUAGAUUGGAGUGGCAAUAUGGGCUUUUAGAAUUUGAUGCCUUUCAUAGCAACACUGAUAAUCUUUUGAUCGAUUAUUGCGCCAACGCAACCUGCAUUUGGAGUGCGAGACAAGAUGGGGUUUAUUUGAACAAUCAAGAUGACGAUCUUGUUUUUUAUGAGUAUUGGGAUAUGCUUGGAUAGGGGCUAUACACUAAAAGCAUGAAAUCAAUCAUUUUUAUUUUUAUUUUUAUUUUUUCAUUCCCAU
Messenger RNA from Cucurbita moschata (crookneck pumpkin), 603 nucleotides. Its product is annotated as S-protein homolog 2-like. Lineage: Eukaryota; Viridiplantae; Streptophyta; Magnoliopsida; Cucurbitales; Cucurbitaceae. The coding region runs from base 42 to 539 and encodes 165 amino acids. The record is from RefSeq and is a predicted model, not a curated record. The transcript has a single exon.